Molecule: messenger RNA, 339 nt
Organism: Cordyceps fumosorosea ARSEF 2679
Lineage: Eukaryota; Fungi; Ascomycota; Sordariomycetes; Hypocreales; Cordycipitaceae
Exons: 1
Coding region: 1-339 (112 amino acids)
Source: RefSeq, a predicted model, not a curated record
AUGCAAAUCCCCGUCAUCCUCACCGCCCUGCUUGGACUGGCCGCCGCGAGCCCGGCGCAGGAGCUGCCCAGCGUCGAGAAGCGCUGCACCGCCGUGGGUCAGAACUGCGGCCAAGCGCAGGUGUGCUGCCCUGGGUCGGCCUGCAGCUACCAAAACUACCGGUGCACCGCGUACGGGACCGCCGGGCAGUACUGCGGCAACGCGGUGCCCUGCGCGGCCGGCCUCGGCUGCAGCACCUCGGGCUACUGCACGCCCUACGGAAAGGCCGGGCAGUACUGCGGCAACGGCGUGCCUUGCGAGGCCGGGCUGAACUGCAACUGGAAGGCCGUCUGCGUUUGA